Cuscuta campestris is the source of this 2995-nucleotide messenger RNA. The record is from the annotation of a GenBank genome assembly. Lineage: Eukaryota; Viridiplantae; Streptophyta; Magnoliopsida; Solanales; Convolvulaceae.
GGAACAAGGACUUUAUCAUUCCUUGCUCGUUUGAUUCAGACCCUGGUUUCUGUACUUCAUGCAAAAAAAUGGGUCAUGCCUCUCCUAGUUGCAAAGCACAAUUACCUACCAGGAAACUCGCCGGAAAGGGUAAAGCUGUUGAACUUGGAGAUACUGGGGAUCUGCCUUGGAAUACAGCCAAAGGGAAAAAGAAAAAUACAAGCAGAUUGAUAACCCCUUUCAACAGUCAUUACAAUCAGAAGUGGGUCAUUGAGGAGAGGACUGGAACAACAACUAUCUGCCAAAAUUCUUUCCACUUGCUAGAUCAAUCCGUGGACACCCAGCCUUCUCACAACAUUGCUCCCAACAACCCUCCAAAUAAUCUCAGCCACACCACUUGCACUUCACUGCCUUCUGGGCCACACUCUCCAUCUUGCCGCAGGGACCCACCUGAUACUAACACUAUACACGAGGAGUUUUUUCCAUCCCUAUCAGAAGCGAAGGAAUAUGCCAAGAAAAUUCCCAAAAGCCAGCAACAAGUAACAUUUAGUGUUAAUACACCCACCUUGAUCUCCAUGGAUGACUGUCUCCACAUAAAUGUUGAUCUGGGUCUUGGCUUCCUUCUGGGCCCCCAGCAUUGCCACAACUCACCUGCAAAAUCCAACAAUGCCUUUCAACUUGGGUAUCACUCAGAAGUUUAUGGUAAACAUACUGGAAUUGAAAGAAGGCAACUCUGGAAUGACAUAUCUAAUAAUAUUAUUGUUGAUACCCUUUGGAUUGUUGGGGGAGAUUUCAAUGCUAUAUCCUCCAUUGAUGAACAUAAAGGCACAUCUACUCCUAACCUCACAGACAUUACUGAAUUUAAAGACUGCUUUGAGGCCAUCCCUCUUAUCAGCCCCUUCUUCACAGGGGGGUUGUACACAUGGAGUGGGGUCAGGGGUAGAGGAAGGUUAUGGAGGAGGCUGGAUAGAGCUUUGGUUAACUCAAAGGCAAUGGAUUUCUUUUCUGAAGUUACUAUCAAACAUCUUAGCAGAGCGACCUCUGAUCAUAAACCUAUUUUCUUACACUGCUCACUGGACUCCUUCAAGGGAGCCAAGCCUUUUAGAUUCCAAGAUUUCUGGAUAUCACACCAUUCCUUCUAUAAAGUAGUGGAGGACUACUGGAAUAUGCAACCAAUGAUUGGAGGAAUGAGGGGCCUGGCUGUAAAACUACAGGGACUGAAACCUAUUCUCAAAGCCUGGAGUAAGGAUACCUUUGGAGAUAUUUUUGAAACUGUCAAGAAGGCUGAACUUAAAGCUUUAAAGGCACAAGAGGACUAUGAAACUAACCCCGGGGACACUCUAAAAUGCCUUGCUAAUCAAGCCAAUGCUGAACUUAUAGUGGCUUCAAACAGAGUAACCACCUAUUGGAAACAAAAAGCUCACCUAAAGUGGAUGGAACUUGGUGACCAAAACUCUUCCUUCUUCCACUCCUAUGUGAAAGGUAGGAGAGCUAGUCCGAAGAUUAGAUCAGUUUCAACAGCUGGGGGCAAAAAACUCUUCCAGGAGGAGGAUAUUAAAAAUGAGGCUGUGGAAUACUUCAAAAAUGUCUUCAGCAGUAUCACCUUAGUGGAUGACCAGGAGAUUCUUAGACAUAUUCCUACACUAAUCACCACUGAGGACAAUAACUCCAUGACACUAAUUCCUAAGGAAGAAGAAAUCAAAAAGGCAGUGUGGGAGCUUAAUCCUAAUGCAGCAUCAGGUCCAGACGGAUACAAUGGAGUUUUCUUCAGAACUUGUUGGAGCAUUAUUAAGGAGGAUGUGGUGAAAGCUUCUCAAGAAUUCUUUAUGGGUCUCCCUAUCCCUAAAUCUUUUGGAUCAACUUUCAUCACCCUAAUCCCUAAAAAGGAGGACUGCAAGAGCUUCUCUGACUUCAGGCCCAUCUCACUCUCAACUUUUAUGAGCAAGAUAAACUCCAGGAUACUCACUACCAGAAUCCAGCCACUUCUCUCUAAGAUUAUAUCUAAAGAGCAGGCAGGUUUCCAAAAAGGUAUGGGUGUUGAAGACCAGGUUCUUAUGACUUGUGAAAUGGCUCACAGUUUGGACAGGAAAUGUGAGAGUGGUAAUGCUAUCAUCAAGUUAGAUAUGGCUAAAGCCUUUGAUAGAAUUGAAUGGGGCUUUCUCAAAAGAGUCCUUGGAGGAACAUUCUACCUUUCCCCGAGAUUUUCAACCAGAUUGGGUUUCACUUACCUUCGCAAUGUCCACUCUGCAAAAAAUGGGAAGCACAGAUGGACCACACUCUACUUCAUUGUGAAUUCAGUGCUCCAGUUUGGGACUUCUUUUGCAACAUCCUACAAGGCCCAAAACUCAGAGAAGGAAUCACUCUAAGGCAACACAUCUUCGAAUGGUGUCUUCGUCCUAGCAAUACAACAAUUCGCAGCAAUCUAAACGUGGUCAUACCUGCACUUAUUUUACCGCACAUGACCAAGUGUGGCAAAAAGAUCAGAUCGAUACUUCAUCGAUUGGACACACAGGCCACAACGAAAAUGUAGGGCAGUCGCGCUAAGAGACGUCGCCGGGGAUAGGGUUUCGACCCUAGCCCCCAACACUAUUGACGAUGGCCUGAUCAGCGACGAGGCAGGGAGCAACGACAGUAUGGAGUGGCGACCGACAAUUUAGUGGCGAUUGUUGUGCCAAUCUAAGAAACAAAUCCAGCACCUAUGGUGAUGAAAAUGAAGAUUUGAGCUUGAAGAACAAAUACAUUUAUACCUUAUAAUUGCAGGAUUUGUUGUCUAUACUUCAUAGGUUGGUAAGUGGCUUUCAUUUGCAUUCUUUUUAAUGAAAGGUGAAAUAAAACUUUCUUUUUAUUUUGAUAAAAAAAUAGUACUCCGUGAAAUUUUACUUUUGGUGAUAAUAGGUUGUAUGUUGUGUUUACCAAAGCCUCAAAUCAUUCAUUUUUGUAUGAGAUCAGAAGACUGUGCAUCUGUAACUCCUAUGGGAACAACAGCUCAACAAUCCCCAAUAUUGGAAACUACCAU